GGACCUCUUCAUAAAAACACCCCUCUCUCCCUUCUAUAUUUCUCCUUCUCGAUUCCUCCCUCUCUUGCUCGCCGUUACUUCAUUCUUAACCCUCUUUUUCUCCAACUUCACUUCCGAUUCAAAGGUAAUGAUGAAGAGCUCGGUGUCAGAUCGGAGCUUGUACAUCGAGAGUGAGGAAGAGGAUGAGGUUAACGAGGAGGAGGUGGGGAAUAAGAUACCGCCGGACGACGAAUCGGAUGGCUCCGAUUCGUCCUCCGUUGCUAGCCCGCGGCGCAGCAGACCGAGCUCGUAUAACACUACUUGGCCUCAGAGUUACAGGCAGUCCAUUGAUAUGUAUAGUAGUGUUACCCCACCAACCAUUGGGUUCUUGGGCACACCCACAUUGAGCAGACUUGGAAGUUCAUUCAUCACAUCAUCCUUCCAAGGAAAACACACUCCAGAGAUUAUAUCAUCCUUGAUUAAGCCCUUAUUACCAACCAGAGUUGAUGAGCAAGAACAACAGAAAAGGCAAAGCUCACACUCACUCCUACUCCCUCCUCCAAUACCAUCAAGAAGACCAUCUUUAAGGAAACCCAAGGAUGAUACCAAGCUUUCUAAGGUCUCUCAUGAGCUGCCAAUCUCUAGAAAUUGCUCCUUUGGCCAAGCUGUGAUUAAUGGAAUAAAUGUUCUUUGUGGAGUUGGAAUUCUGUCAACACCAUAUGCUGUAAAAGUGGGAGGAUGGGCAGGACUUUCUAUACUGUUCAUCUUCGCUGGUCUGUCCUAUUACACUGGCAUCCUGCUGAAACAUUGCCUUGACAGUGAACCAGGCCUUGAAACAUACCCAGAUAUCGGCCAAGCAGCCUUCGGCACCAAAGGACGCUUUCUAGUAUCUAUCAUCCUUUACUUGGAACUGUAUGCGUGUUGUGUGGAAUACAUUAUACUAGAGAGCGAUAAUUUAUCAUCUUUAUUCCCCAAUGCACACCUAACUAUAGGAAGUAUGCACAUCAGUUCUCAUGUGCUCUUUGCUGUGAUGACUACUCUUAUAGUGCUUCCCACAACUUGGCUUCGAGAUUUAAGCCUUCUGAGUUACAUCUCAGCUGGAGGAGUUAUUGCAUCUAUACUUGUUGUUGCAAGUUUGUUUUGGGUCGGUUUAAUCGAUCAAGUUGGGUUUCAGAACAAGGGAGAUUCGCUAAAUCUCACGGGCAUUCCAAUUGCUAUUGGCCUUUAUGGUUACUGUUAUUCCGGUCAUGCUGUUUACCCAAACAUCUACUCUUCUUUGGAGAAAAAAAAUCAGUUUCCUUUAGUGCUCUUCACAUGUUUCGUUAUUUGCACGGUGAUGUUUGCUGGAGUUGCAGUUAUAGGAUAUCUCAUGUUCGGCGAGACCACCCUAUCUCAAUUCACUCUCAACAUGCCUCAAGGUUUGGUGGCUUCCAAGCUUGCUGUAUGGACCACGGUCGUUAACCCGAUAACCAAAUAUGCAUUGACUCUGACUCCAAUGGCACUUAGUUUCGAAGAGCUGAUACCGGCAAACCACAUGAAGUCUCAUCUAUAUCCAAUCGCCGUUAGAUCGACCUUAGCAUUCUCUACAUUAUUCGUAGCUCUCUCCGUCCCUUUCUUCGGUUUGGUGAUGGCAUUCAUUGGUUCUUUACUUACCAUGUUUGUGACUUUGAUUCUACCUUGUGCUUGCUUUAUGAGCAUUGUAAAGGGUAAACUAACUUGGCUUGAGGGAAUAUUUUGCAUUUUCAUAAUCAUCGUCGGAGUUAUUUGCGCGGGAUUUGGUACAACUUCAGCUAUCUCCAAAAUCAUAGAAAGCUAUUAAAAUUGAGACAAGUGAAAUAGUCAAGGGCUAUUCAUGAUCUCAUUCUAAUGGAGCAAUUUUGGGUAUCUAAGUGAUUCAUUUACAUGUUUUGUUGUAUUGUGAGAAUAUUUCAAUUUCUUGUAAUUUUGUGUUUCUUUGUUUCAUUAAAAUGUCGUAAUCAUUGUCGUUGUUAUAUGAACGUUGUGGAAAAUCAGAUGAAAAUAAAAUUAGAGGUCAUAAUUUUGUGUGAGUUUACAAAAAUAAAAUGAAAAAUAAGAAUUUAUUACA
Messenger RNA from Dioscorea cayenensis subsp. rotundata (Guinea yam), 2065 nucleotides. RefSeq names its product amino acid transporter AVT1C. Bases 128 to 1798 code for a protein of 556 amino acids. Gene Ontology annotation, cellular component: plasma membrane. Lineage: Eukaryota; Viridiplantae; Streptophyta; Magnoliopsida; Dioscoreales; Dioscoreaceae. The record is from RefSeq and is a predicted model, not a curated record. The transcript is spliced from 13 exons.